This is a messenger RNA of Procambarus clarkii (red swamp crayfish), 819 nucleotides long. The record is from RefSeq and is a predicted model, not a curated record. Lineage: Eukaryota; Metazoa; Arthropoda; Malacostraca; Decapoda; Cambaridae.
AUGGGACCCACCCCAGGAGUGCAUCAUGAGUAUAUGCCCUGCAAUCGCCACCUUGAGAACCGUCAGUCCCCCGAGAUCAAGUUCAUUAAAAACUUCCCGUCGCUCGAAACAUCGGCUACCACAGUUGAACUGGGCGACCACUGUGAGGGGGGCGUCCAGGGCGACCACUGUGAGGGGGGCGUCCAGGGCGACCACUGUGAGGGGGGCGUCCAGGGCGACCACUGUGAGGGAGGCGUCCAGGGCGACCACUGUGAGGGGGGCGUCCAGGGCGACCACUGUGAGGGGGGCGUCCAGGGCGACCACUGUGAGGGAGGCGUCCAGGGCGACCACUGUGAGGGAGGCGUCCAGGGCGACCACUGUGAAGGGGGCGUCCAGGGCGACCACUGUGAGGGAGGCGUCCAGGGCGACCACUGUGAGGGGGGCGUCCAGGGCGACCACUGUGAGGGAGGCGUCCAGGGCGACCACUGUGAGGGGGGCGUCCAGGGCGACCACUGUGAGGGGGGCGUCCAGGGCGACCACUGUGAGGGGGGCGUCCAGGGCGACCACUGUGAAGGGGGCGUCCAGGGCGACCACUGUGAGGGAGGCGUCCAGGGCGACCACUGUGAAGGGGGCGUCCAGGGCGACCACUGUGAGGGAGGCGUCCAGGGCGACCACUGUGAGGGGGGCGUCCAGGGCGACCACUGUGAGGGGGGCGUCCAGGGCGACCACUGUGAAGGGGGCGUCCAGGGCGACCACUGUGAAGGGGGCGUCCAGGGCGACCACUGUGAAGGGGGCGUCCAGGGCGACCACUGUGAAGGGGGCGUCCAGGGCGACCACUGA